Molecule: messenger RNA, 171 nt
Organism: Alternaria burnsii
Lineage: Eukaryota; Fungi; Ascomycota; Dothideomycetes; Pleosporales; Pleosporaceae
Exons: 2
Coding region: 1-171 (56 amino acids)
Source: RefSeq, a predicted model, not a curated record
AUGUUGGGAACGCGGUCUUUGUUUUACGAGCUUUUCGCCAUCAUACCAUUAGCGCUAAUACCUAUUCCCUUGCCGACUCCCAAAAAGAAGUUCAUCCACUUCCCCAUACAAAUCCCCAUACAGAUACAGAACGAUAGUCCCAAUGAUAUCACGUCCCGUCCCUCCUCUUAG